AUGGCUCCUGUCCUGUUAGAACCCACAAUUGUUGUUCCCGAGCCCAAUACUGCUCCAUUGAAGGUCGCAGUCAAUGGCACUUCCACCAAUGGAGUUGACCUUGCCCUGAAGGCACGUCCUUGGCGACUACUGCACCUCGCCGACACCCUCAAUCCAUCUGCACCCGCCCAGGAAGAACAUCCGGAUAUUCAUAUCCAGCGGCUACUCCAAUUGGCCUGGGUUACCACAAUUAGAGCAUUUUCCUGCUCGACAACCCUAUACAUUGGCCAAGACUAUCCAAAUGGUCAAUGCUACAUAGGCGAGGCAGCUGAUGGUUACCCCAAGCCGACCGUCCAGAUCCACGUGGAUCCUCAUGACACCGUGAGAGGUCUGUUGACCGAGUGCAUUGAAGCAUUAGGCACAUUAUCUCAGACAGGAAUUACGGAGAAUGUCCACACCGGCCAGGCCAGCGAGCGUGGUGGCUUCAAUGUGACAAUCAUGUACCAGAGGCAAGCGGCGAAGGGCAUCCUGUCUAGUCAGGACGCAUGCGUCGGCGGAUGCAAGGCAUGCUGUGGCAUACCGGUGAGAGAGCCGACGGAGGUAGAUUCGAUGUCGACCGGUCUCCGCCUUUCAAUACGCCAUACCUCCGGCGAUAGGUUGCAUGCCCGACUAGAUGUUGGAAGCACUCGCAUCGGACUGCCAUUGGCUACAAGCCUCUUGAACAGUUUCAGCCAGGCCCUCUCAUCAAUCGAUGGCUCAUCCAUACAGACGAUCGGCAGCCUCGAGUUAUGCUCGCCGCAAGACAUUGUCCUGAUUGCCCAAUUCACUGGAAGCAUUGGCCCAGCCCAUGAUGCCCUGCUACAUGAGCUUUGUUUACAGCACGCAAAGACAACCCCCGAUGCCCCCGCCGUUCGCUCUUGGGAUGGGGAUCUGACAUAUCGACAACUCGAGCAAUUGACUUCUCGGUUAGCACAUUGGCUAGUGGGACAAGGCGUGGGGCCAAAGAUAUACGUGGCUUGUGCCUUCUACAAAUCCACCUGGGCUGUUGUAGCCCGACUGGCUGUCCUCAUGGCUGGUGGGGCGUACAUCUGCGUCGAUGGCAGUGAUCCACCACCGUAUCUUACAUCUGUCCUCGAACGCACCCAGAUAAAGAUCAUGCUCACCUCAGCCGGGUACAAGGAAAGAUUUGCCGAUCGGGUUGAAACUCUGUUCGAGGUCAGCAAUGCUUCCGUUUCCAGUUUACCAUUGGUGACUUCGGUCCCUUGUUCGACCGUCACGCCCACCGACCCUUGUGUUGUGCUCUUUACAUCCGGCAGCACGGGAAAGCCAAAAGGAAUUAUCCAGGAGCACCGUAGCUAUGCCUCCGCAUUGACGGAUUACAUCCGAGUCAUGGGCAUUGGACCACAUAGCCGGAUGUUCCAAUUCGAUACGUACACAUUCGAUAUCAGCAACAACGACUUCCUGGCGCCUCUCAUUGCUGGCGGGUGCUGCUGUGUUCCGACUAGAUCUCUGACGAUGGACUCGCUAAUGAAUGACAUGAACGAUCUGGAGGCUAACAUCAUGUUCAUAACGCCGUCAGUCGCCGUCGACAUGGAACCAGACCGCGUCCCCACCCUGGAGAUGAUGUGUAUUGGCGGCGAGCCAGUCUCAGACGCUGUACUGGCAAAAUGGCUGGAUCGCGUGCAGGUGGUUAAUCAAUACGGCAUGGGCGAGAUAGCCUCCCUCUGCGCAUAUAACCGCAAUCUCCAGAUGGGCCGCGGGUCAGUGGUCGGUCGUCCCGCUACAGGUGCAAUCUGGAUCGUGAAUCCCGAUAACCCUGAUCAACUGAUGCCCGUCGGAGCCGUAGGCGAACUCCUCAUAGAGGGCCCCCAUCUCUCCAAGGGAUACCUAGACCACGUCUCUGGAAAAUCGGAGAAUUUCCUCUCCGCGCCGCCAGUCUGGAUGGCUGAGCUGCACACCGACAGGGCAAGUCACCGUCUCUAUCGCUCCGGAGAUCUAGGCCGGUACAACCACGAUGGGACGAUCGAGCUGAUGGGCCGCAAGGAUAGCAUGCUCAAGCUCGACGGGGCGCGCGUUGAAGCUGGCCAAGUGGAGUACGUUCUCCGCCGCAAUCUGUCUACGGGCGAUGCGGCCGUCGUGGACGUGCUAGGCGCUAUUGAUGGCCAGGCCGAUCCCAUUCUUGCCGUAUACUUAUACCUGGCGAAUAACCCCAUGAAUAUGGAAAGUGGUCCGGUGGAAGAGAUGGAGUUCCGCCCGAUCAGUGAGAGACACGCUGUUCAUGCGCUCACCCAGUCGCUGAGCGAGGCGGUUCGUCAGAGCUUGCCGAAGUACUAUGUUCCUGCGCUGUAUAUCCUUAUUGAUAGAGUCCCGCGCACUAAGUCCAAGAAGACGGACCGCCGGAAGCUCCACAUGUUAGGUCAGGCUUAUUACAUGGAACAUCGGGAGGAGCUGGAGGCGAUUACUGUUUGGUUGGAUUGGAGUCAGAUAUAA
This is a messenger RNA of Penicillium egyptiacum, 2469 nucleotides long. The record is from the annotation of a GenBank genome assembly. NCBI's taxonomy places the organism in Eukaryota, Fungi, Ascomycota, Eurotiomycetes, Eurotiales, Aspergillaceae.